AUGUCUUUUACUAGAGUUCUCUUAGGUUUGGUUCAUAAUAAAAAAAUAAUAACUGUAUUGCUAUUGUUUUAUUUAUUAUUGUUGUGCUUCAUUACUGUUAAUGCGAAGAGCAUGGUCCCCGUUCUAUCUUUGGAUCAAAAGCCUCCUGAUAUAAAAAAUUUGACCAAUAAACCAAUAGAGGAACUGAAAUUCCUUCCUUUUAUAAUGCUCAUAGACAAAGAUAUGGACACGAGUGAAUUUUGGCGGGAGACAGAAAUAUUGUCUUUGGUCAGAAACAACGAGAUGGACAUAGACUAUGAGAAAUGUGAACAAAGUAAUCCAGAGAAAACUCUUGUUCAAUUCCCCAGUCGACGUACUGUGAGGCCGAUUUGCAGACGAGCUUAUGAUUAUCAACUGUGUCCGCAGUGCCCACGCUUCAGUAAUCACACUGAAUGCGAACUUUUUCAAGAUUCUUGCAGAGAAAGAAAAGUAAAACCAUCUGAAUAUAGGACAUAUUGCGACAAGAAAUAUGGAAAAUGGCGAACCAUGUUUAUCCCAUCUGACUAUUCGCAGUGUCGAUGCUGUGACGAGUGUGUUUUCUAUCGAGAGCUUGACCAAUCUUGCGUUCAAGAUGAAUAUGAUUUUGAUGCCGACGAAUUUUUACCAGUCACCUCAUUGGAUUUCCGCGCCGGCUGUAACCCAUACUGGGGUCAUCCUGAACAAGAGCUGAGAGCUCUACGAUGCGAUAAUAUCUUACGCCGAUGUGUUCCAGUCAACAUACCGCUAUUACCCAAUGAGACCCUAACAAUCCGUCGCAGUUUCCGCUACGACCCCCCCACGGGAGGGGGGGACUGUCCCAUAUGGUGUCGCGGCUACGAGUGCCAAACAGGCAUGGUGAAGGAGCAAGACUGUGCCCCGGGCGCCUUCCUGCCUGAUAAGGAUCAGUGCAAUUGUUGUGGACGAUGCAGUUCAUAUCAACAAUUGAAUGAAAAAUGUGCUGAAUUCAAAAAAACCGUUCACAUGGUAAACGGCUCAAAAGAAACUGAGGUAGAGGAAGAGUUCCUGGAGCCAGGGUGUGAUGAUGGACUGGUUUGUAGACAGGGCUUCUGUCAGGACAUCCACACCGUUCAGACUUUUGUGGGAGGAAGACGCAGGAGGGACCAGACCUUAUACGAGGCUAAUGAGCCAUGUAAGCGUGAACUGAAGAGUUUCAAGAAGAAAUACGGUCAGGACGGCCAUCUCCACUACAACGCGCCACAGUGCACGCCCCUCUGGCUAUAUGCACCUGUACAAUGCCGCCGCUUCGUUUGCUACUGCUCCUUGGAAGACGGUACUUUCAUCGAGGGCAUCAAGGUGCCUCGCGUUGAAGUGUCAAACAUGAACUGUGAUUGUGCUCGCGAAAAAUGUAGGACUGGCUCAGACAUUGAUUGCGACGGUUAUGGAAACUAUAAAGACGCUCUGUUUACAUCUGCCUUCGACCGCUGGGACGAAGACGCUAAUACCACGGGUUUGUAG
Messenger RNA from Zerene cesonia (dogface butterfly), 1494 nucleotides. RefSeq lists its product as uncharacterized. The transcript is spliced from 15 exons. The coding region runs from base 1 to 1494 and encodes 497 amino acids. NCBI's taxonomy places the organism in Eukaryota, Metazoa, Arthropoda, Insecta, Lepidoptera, Pieridae. The record is from RefSeq and is a predicted model, not a curated record.